Molecule: messenger RNA, 1421 nt
Organism: Alternaria alternata
Lineage: Eukaryota; Fungi; Ascomycota; Dothideomycetes; Pleosporales; Pleosporaceae
Product: GroES-like protein
Exons: 3
Coding region: 240-1304 (354 amino acids)
Molecular function (GO): oxidoreductase activity
Source: RefSeq, a predicted model, not a curated record
CCACUGUCAUGCAGCGGUAGACCAUUCCCGACCAUUGCACCAGGUAGACAUAUCAGCAUGUCUCCACUGCACAGCGUGUCGGAAUUUUUUAAUCUUGCUUUAUUCUCCGUCGAUGCUGCCCGCCCUCCCUUCAUCCUUUCCAUUUGGCUUUCACGAACAGCUGAUUCUUACCUCCACACUGCAUACGUAACCUUACUCAAAGCAUUCUCACCACAUUCUCCUUGAGUUACAUCAUCACCAUGGGCUCAAUGCCAGAGAAAACCAUGCGUGCGCAACAGUACGACGCGCGAGACAACAAACUUCACCUGAAUGAGGUGCCUAUCCCAACACCGCGCGAGCACGAGGUCCUAGUAAAGAUGGGCUGCACAUCCCUCUGCCACUCCGAUGUCAUGCUCUUCGAGCCCAAUGACCAAGGCCUUAUUCUCGGCAAAAACCCUGUCACUAUUGGCCAUGAGGGAACCGGCAGAGUAGUGUCAACCGGCUCAGGAGAGGUAGCUAAGCAGUUCAAGGAGGGCGACCCCGUAGGCUUCCUCUGCGCAGUCGACUGCUGCUUUGAAUGCUACGCCUGCAAGAAUGUGCAUAACGCAUGGUGUGCGACAGGGGAGACAAAGAUACAAGGAUUUAGUUCGGACGGAUAUUUCGCCGAAUACGCAGUCGUAGAUGCUAGGGAGGUUAUCAUAUUACCCGAGAACCUGGACCCUAAAACGUCAGCACCCCUUUUCUGCGCAGGUGUGACAGCCUACCACGGUAUCGCAGAUUGCCAGCUACCCGCCGGCUCCUGGCUCGCGGUAAUCGGAUGUGGUGGUCUCGGCCAUAUGGGUAUCCAAUACGCCAAAGCCAUGGGUCACAAAGUCAUCGGCAUCGAUAUCACAGACGCCGCGAUAGAGGAAGCUAAAUCCUGUGGCGCAGACUAUACCUUCAACUCAAUGACGGACAAAGACUACAAGAAGAAGAUUGUAGAGCUUACCGGAGGCGGUGUACAUGCUGCCGUAAAUUUCACAGCGUCAAAGAAGUCUUAUGACGAUUGCCCGGCGAUUGUUAAGCCUGGUCAGAGUAUGAUCAUGGUUGUAGGCAUUCCGCAGCAGCCGCUUGAAUUCAAUGGAUUGGAUAUUGCUUUGGGGAGGUAUCAAAUAAAGGGGUCGAGUAACGGGACAUGCUACAAUAUGAGGGAGGCGAUUGAGUUCUCGGCGAAACAUAACAUCAAGCCGCAUAUGACCGCCUUUAAGCUUGAGGAGGUGCCGAAGAUGGUCGAGCUGAUGAAUGCGCACAAAGCAAAGGGACGGAUGGGUGUUGUAUUCGAGUGAGAAAGUGUCAACUGUGAACACGGGACGUAACCCAACACAUACGAUAAGAACGUUUUUCGACACUUGCCUCUUGAGCAGUCUAUUCAAACACUACCACGCCUAUCUCUAAUACUGCAU